Messenger RNA from Caenorhabditis remanei, 2781 nucleotides. RefSeq lists its product as uncharacterized. Gene Ontology annotation, cellular component: cytosol. Gene Ontology annotation, molecular function: Hsp90 protein binding; telomeric repeat DNA binding. The record is from RefSeq and is a predicted model, not a curated record. NCBI's taxonomy places the organism in Eukaryota, Metazoa, Nematoda, Chromadorea, Rhabditida, Rhabditidae. Bases 1 to 2781 code for a protein of 926 amino acids. The transcript has 12 exons. Gene Ontology annotation, biological process: protein stabilization; telomere maintenance via telomerase.
AUGGAUCUCCGAACACGACUGGAAAAUGCCACGGAACGGGCGGUGCUGUUCCAGAUUAUUAAGGAUGUUGUUAAUGACCCCACAAAAUACAAAAAUGUGGUUGAGGCAUUCUGUGUAUCAAUCGAUUGUUUCAGCAAGUUUUUGACUGAUAAAGAGUUCUUCACCGCACUCAUCCCAGUUCUCGACACCCAAUGCCCAAUGAGAUCAAUCAUUGGAUUUUCGAGAAGUAUGUCAUUUGUGAGCUCAACGACUCAUCAAACAUCGUUUCGAGAUGUGAUGACAGUACUCCAAUGGCUGAAAUACGUAGUCCAGAAAUCAUUGGUUUCACUAAUUGUUGACAGUUUGAAGGCCAAUGAUUUGGAUGAUGAAACUGUGCAAAUGUUUCGAGAAUUCACGAAUGCCUGCAUGUAUAUCCCGGAUAAAAUCUCGAAUUGCAGUGUGAAAGCGUUGACAGAUGAGCAUUUGAAGUAUAUUGAGUCGAUUAAGUGGGAGUUUAAGACAAAUCUCGUCGAAGGAAUCAAACAAGCGUCUCAAACCGCCCAUGACAAAAUGUCCGCCAAAUCGAUCGGUGGUCCAAACCUGAAAAUUGUCGCCGAGUUGGUAUCAGCUGGCAGAAACGUCGAUAUGGAUGGAAAACGGUCAAUGAUCGAAGUGAUAAUGAAUUGGGUUGAAUCACUGGAACCAUUUGAUGAACAAUGGAGACAAAUCAUGCAUCGAUUGUUCCAAGAGCCAACUCAGUUAGGGUAUCAGGUUCAGGAGUCACUCAUUACUACUGUAUUUACGACGGCGAGAAGUGACAAGGCGUUGCAGCGUUGCAUCGAAACCAGCCAUUUGACUGGAACAUUGAAGCGUGUUGUGAUGGUGAAGCUCCCCUUCCAACGGAUUCUCAAAAUCAGAAGUAUCAGAAUUCUGGUGAAUUUCAUUCAUCAGACCAGUGAGACUUUGGCUAUUGAGUUGUUGGAGACUGCUCUGAAGCUGUGGAGUGACUCAAGCUUCGCCGCGAAGGCUCCAGAAGGACAGGAACGUCAUCUCGUUCGGAUGAUUGUUCACUUGAUUUAUUUAUUGACAAAAAAUGAGGAAACUUCUCGAAAAGUCGCGUGGCGAGACCUCUUACUCCUCUCAAUGAACGGUGUCUACGGUCGAAUGGAAAUGCUUCCACUUCACAUUCAAAGUGCUCUCUUUCUCAAUGAGACUCUCACAAAACUUGCCUUCGAGAAUCUUCCAGAAGACAUCGAAGAGGCACCGCCAGUACCGAAAACUGAAAAUUUCAGUGAGAAUAAGAUGGGCGCCGCGUGGGUUGAAGAGAUGAAAAAUAUUCGAGAGAACGGAUUGGAUGAGAGAAAAGGCAAGCCGAGUUAUAAGAAAAUGGUGGAGAAUACGGAGAAUAAGUCAUCUGGAGAUGAGGAAUAUGUGGAGAGAAUUGGAGAGCAGGAAGGGAAAUUCCGAUUGUUCGAUGAAGGUGCACGACCACCGGGAAUUAAUAUUCUAGGUGGUUAUUCUCAACGGGAACCAUCAGCGCCAGAUGGAUCUGAAGAGGAAGCUUCAGAUGACGAGGAAGACAUCACCAAUGCUCAACGUCUUCAGCAAGUUAUCAUUUUGAAUGAGCCACGAGCAGCUCCAGCUCCGAAUCCGAAUGCUGGUGUGGACUCGGAUGAUGAUGAGGAUUUCCCGACGUAUUCAGUACCGGAAACCGAGAAAAAAUUCAAGAAAAUGGAGGUUGGAGAGGAGCCGAAACACCGCGUCGAGCCGCCUGCUUACAUUGCGGACGCUUUCGAAAUGUUGCUGGAAAAAGAGAAAUAUGAAGUUUUCGAAGCGGCUUUUUUCAGUUUGAAAAGUUUAAUCGAUCGGAGAGCUGUUGGAUUCCCGCAAAUUGCGGAGAAGCUGUUUGUGAGAGUCAUAUUUCUUCAGAAUGUGUUCGGCACCAAAAAGUUUGACGAAACUUGCGAUGCGAUCGCCGUUUCCUGCAUCGUCCAACGUCCCGAAAUCGUGCCAGGUCUCGUUCGUCUCAUCAUCUCCCCGGGACAAGGCAUUCGAUUCCAACAACGUCUCCUCCACUAUAUCCACAUGGCUGCCGACGAAAUGGGCGUGUUGGAUCGGCGAUGUGAAGAGUUCAUAAUGACUCAAGAGAACACAAUGUCGAUGCAUUUCACGUCGUCCGGUGGUCCGCGCACUGCAGGAGCCGGUGAAUUUGCGAAUCGAGCGGAAGGUCAGCCGAUGAUACCAGAAUGGCAACGAGUCAUUGCGGCACGAGUCGCUGCGAAGACAAGAAGAAUUGGAACAACGAGACAACGUCCGGAAGCUGGUGUCGUCAAUCGACUGGCCAAAGUGGCAAAAUAUAUGUUCUAUCCGUUGCUGAUUUUGCCACGUGGAGAGCAUGCGAACUUGCUGUCCACGAAUUCUGAUCUACUCGCCUACAUCGUACUCGUCGCCUCGAUGGUUUAUGUGAGAAGUGGUGUGAACACAUCGAUUCACACAAUGUCACGAGAACUCAUCACCUACGUGGCACCGUAUCGAUACUCGGAAAACGGGAAAUUACGAGUCGCCUGUCUUGCGGCGCAUCUCAAUGUGAUGGCACUUCUUCCUGGACAUAUCCUCGGCGACAUAUUCGAUAUGGAAGUGCGUCGCGAGUGGAUGACGUGGUGUGAGGGUAUCAUGAGUGCCCAGAUUGGUCCAUGUGUCGAAUGGGAUAUGGCUCAUCAGCUGCUCGAACACCUUCUCAAUCACUUCCAAGAGUAUCAUCCCAGUGCUCUCCUAACGCAUUCUCAAAAUUUCUCACUUUAA